Messenger RNA from Schizophyllum commune H4-8, 2214 nucleotides. RefSeq lists its product as uncharacterized. The record is from RefSeq and is a predicted model, not a curated record. NCBI's taxonomy places the organism in Eukaryota, Fungi, Basidiomycota, Agaricomycetes, Agaricales, Schizophyllaceae. The transcript is spliced from 2 exons. Bases 285 to 2090 code for a protein of 601 amino acids.
UCCAUAGGCUAGUCGCGCGCGCGCGUCAUUAAUUCACUUCUUCAGCGAAGCCUCUUUGGAUGCUGCUCUCGUAGACGAGCUUACCUUUCUUUCCUUUCGAACUCCGUGGUCUGAAUCUCUCUAUCAACGGACGCCACCCCAAGUGGGCUCCACUCGCCCUACGAUGCGGCGGAAGGACGGUGAGGGAUUUCCAGCGCGACCUUAUGAAUGCAUCCGCUGCCUCGCUUCCUACAGCCAUCCUACCCUUCGUUCGACCUUGACCAAGACUUCAAGGUGCAAGCUCAAUGGCUGAAAGAUAUGAAGUUGCGCAUGUCCCGUUGGACGUCGAAUCCGCAACGUUCGAUUGCUCGCUGCCCAAAUCACUGCGCGAGAGCUUGAAGGACGCAUCUCUGGGGCGAGCAGAGGGCGGCAUCCCAAGGCAAGAUGCCUCGCACGCAACGUACGGCGCGGUCAACUCUGCGGUGCAGUCGCAAGUGUCCACCCACCUGCGCUCUACGACCGUGCAGACCGCCCAUCCUCCAACUAGCUGUCCCAUUGAUAUCCUGUCUUUGGACGUCCUUUGCGAAAUCCUUAUGCUCGUGCUUGGUAUCCAGCAUCCGGCAGCGUCGAAAACAAGCUUCACCUCGAUGGCAACCUUCGCUAGCGACGCUUCCCAGAACGUCAAGUCACUCCUCACCCUCACUCACGUUUGCCCCCUCUGGCGCCAGGCCCUCCACGGCAUGCCGUGGCUGUGGCGCGAGCCCACGCUCGUUUGGCGGCCUGGGAUGCGCAGCGAGGGUCACGUACGUCUCGCGGGGGUAGAGGGCGACACGAGCCCCGCGCGUGUGGACUCUGGGUGCGUACCCGUCAUGCACGUCCCCGCUAUCUCCCAGACUGCGUUGUGGCUUGCCCGUGCGGGUGCUAUGCCGCUGUCCUUCACGGUCAUCGCGGACCAGCGUCAGGGUCACCUCCCUCAGGCUCUGUCCGGCAUAACAUGGACCUUGGGCAGAUCCACGGAGCGCGCAGAGCUACAUGCAAGCGACGAAGCGUUCUGCGUGAACUACGUCGUUGAGCUCUUCCGCAACCUAGAAUGCUUCCCGGUACACCGGAUACAGAGCCUCCGCCUCAUCCUCCUCGCGGAAGGUCAUGUCGCUGCCUUGGCGUCGCUUCCGCCGACCUCGUUCCCCCAACUCGAGGCCCUGCAUCUGAGUCUGAACCACAACCGAUGGCCGUCCCCCGAGGACGCGCCCAUCACUGCUUUCGCCGACUCGCCGCAUCUUCGCCGCCUCUGCCUCAAGGUCGUGUGGAACGCGGGGGCCGUCGAGCGGCGCCUUCAUCUGUCGUGGUCUACGCUGACCCAUCUAUCCCUCGAGCUCCCCGGCAGCACUCGCAGCGCGUACCUCGACAUCGUACGGCUCUGUCGCAGCUCCCUCAUAUCCUUGCAAGUUGUCGAGGGCCACAUGUUGAGAUCGCCAACCGCGUCGCUGGCGGAACUCGAAACCCCCAUUCAACUACCGCAUCUGCGCACGCUGCGCCUCCCCUCGGGCAGCACCUGCCUGCUCGCGCUCGAUCCAGCCGGCCUCUCUAAACUGCACGUCGACACCGCAAGCGCGCCCGUACUCGACGCAUUUUUUCAGCGCGCGGUCCACGUUACCUCCUUGUCCCUUUCCCAGAUCAUCUUCCAGGGAAACGAGCUACGGCGCGUCCUUGGGUCCUCACCAUCCCUACACUCGCUCAGCCUCGAUCAAUGCUCACUUCGCUUCAAUCUGUUCUUCGAGAGCAUGUUGGCUGGGUUAUGGCUUCAGGAUAGCUGCCCAAAGCGCAUGCAGGGAUCCGUGUAUGUGCCCCGUCUGGAACGCUUACGGAUGGUGAACUGCAGGAACGGGACGGAGACACUCGGCGAACUCGACCUCGACCUCUUUUUGCUGAUGAUCAGGCUACGAAGAGAGACCGUAGUUGUGCGCCAUGUACGCUUUGUUGAGAUGUGGCCCAUGAGACCUUCGUUUGUGGAGAAGUGCAGAAGGGACUGGGAGGGCAGAGAGGAACUAGUGGUCGUGCUCGAGCAGCCGCGAACAAGCUCGAUAGCCUCUGACACGUGGGAAGGGUUUUAGUAUUCAGGAUGCGAUGAGGUAUCCAGGUCUUGUAGGGAAUCUGUGUAACUUACAUAUCUAUGAUACCCAGAGCCUGCGAUAUAGACAUGAAUGCCAUGACAAGGUUCAACCUUCCAUCCACCUG